GGGAAACAUAUUGGUGUUUAUUUGGUUUAUUUCGCAUUCAGCCGGACAUAAUGACCUGCUGGCUGCUUUAUUGGAGUUCAUGCUGAGCUACAGAUGACUGACUGUAAAUGAAGCAGGCGUGCUGUUUUCAUCUCUUGACCUCAGCUUUAUUUGAGUUACUAGGAUUUGCAGUAUAAAGACACUUGAGUGAGGAGACAUUAUGACGGAGGGUGUGGAGGUUCAUCAGGCCCAGACAAACAUCGCAGAUGCUGCCACAACCUCUGUAACACGGAGCAGGAUGUCCUCUCUGCAGGCCGUGGAAACAGAUCCUGGGUCUGAGGAGCUGGACCAACAGGAAGAGGCCUCCUCCAGUUUUCACUCCACUGGAGGAGCGGAGGACAGCAGAGGUGGCCCGGUGGCCCCUGAUGGUGGCUGGGGCUGGGUGGUUGUUGCUGCUACCGUUCUGGUCUUAGCGAUGACUCUGGCUUUCCCUUCUUGCAUCGGGAUAUUUUACACAGACUUGCAGAACGACUUCCAAGCCAGCAACACUGAAACGUCAUGGGUGCCAGCCAUCAUGAUGGCAGUGCUGCAUGCAGGCGGCCCCAUAUGUAGUGUUCUCGUGGAGUGCCUCGGUUGCCGUGCAACAAUAAUUAUUGGCGGGAUCCUGAGCGGACUGGGAAUGGUAGCCAGCUCAUUUGCACAGACAUUAGUAGAGCUGUAUAUCACUGCUGGCAUUAUCACAGGAAUGGGAUUCUCUUUGUCUUUCCAGCCAUCGAUUACAAUGGUGGGCCACUACUUUGUGCGGCGGAGGGCGUUUGCCAACGCCUUGUCUUCCACUGGCACCGCACUCGGGCUGAGCACCCUACCAUUGCUAGCCAACUAUCUGCUCAGCAGCUUUGGCUGGCGGGGCAGCUUUCUGGUGCUGGGAGGGGUCCUGCUGAACUGCUGCGUUUGUGGGGCCGUAAUGCGCCCCCUUGGGGCCAAACCAAAGAUGGAAGCCAAAGCCGGACAGAUGAACAAAAGCCAACUCAAAACCAAUUGCCUUUCCAUUACUCAGGAACGAGAGGGUCUGAAAGGCCGUCUGCGGGCCACUCUCUCCACCGUCAUGCCUUUCCUGCGCAGGCACAUGGCUUUCGACCUGCUGUGCAGUAGCCCGUACUUCUGUGCCUACGCUCUUGGGGUGUCCUGGAUGAUGCUGGGCUUCGUGGUGCCCCUGGUUUACCUGGUUCCCUAUGCCACCGCUUACGGCAUGGAGCAAGACCGAGCCGCUCUACUGAUGGCCAUCCUGGGGUUGAUCAACAUCACCGUUCGGCCCGCGACGGCACUGGUUUUUGGGUUGCCUCGCUUCCGUGGAAGCCAUAACUUCGCCUACCUGUUUGCUGCGGCGGUGCUGAUCAACGGAUUAAGCAACUGCAUCUGUGGGAUGGCAACAAGUUUCCCAGUGCUGCUGGCGUAUGUUAUAGUGUUUGGGAUUUCUAUGAGCCUGGUCGGCUCCUUGUUGUUCACCGUACUGAUGGACACGGUGGAGAUGAGCCGCUUCCCAUCCGCCCUGGGCCUCAUCAGUAUUAUGGAGAGCAUCAUGUUUCUGCUUGGCCCGCCGUUAGCAGGGAUCCUGGUUGACAGCACUAGCCAAUACACCUAUGUGUUCUUCGCCUGCAGCAUAAACGGCUCCACCGCUGGUCUCUUCAUCAUGCUGUCCUUCUACUGGCUGGACAGACAGAAGUGCAGGGAGGUCAAGAGCUCCUUCACUCACAAAGACAUUAACUCACUGAAGCCCAGCACUAAGAUGACCAUCGACUGUGAUUACAGUCUAGUGCCUUUACAUGGUAACACUAUCAGAGACUCAGAGACCGAUGUUUGAUGCAUGACCAGUGGAUUUCACCACACUCAGUUUGUUCAUUCACUACACAGCUAGUCUUUUCUUAUCCUUAUCUUGUUAGUGGACAAUCAGAUGUAUUUGUCAUAGCUUAUGUACACAGGUAGAGUGCAGAACGGUUCUUGGACUGCUGGACCAGAAUUGCAGGUUUAACUUUUCACAGUCUUUUUACGUGGGAACUUUAAUCACUUCAGAUCAUCUUGAAAGCAUGUCAGUUAUUACUCUAGCCUCCUCCUUCAGGAUUGCUAACAAAGGCCAGUUGUAAUUGACAUUCACAUUACUGUAAUUUAGGAUCUUCUGGGAACAAAUGACUGUAGAAAACACAGAAUGUGAGAUUGUGCAAUGAAUGAUUUUUUAUUGUUUCUAGAUGCCUUAAAUUAUAAAUGUUAUAUCUUGUAAAUUAUUUGUUUUUGUUUUUUUGUGUGUGUAGAUACUGCUUUUUAAAAUCAGUAACUUUUUUUAUAUAUAUAUAUAUUUGUAUGUA
This is a messenger RNA of Carassius carassius (crucian carp), 2339 nucleotides long. Its product is annotated as monocarboxylate transporter 6-like. The coding region runs from base 200 to 1840 and encodes 546 amino acids. Gene Ontology annotation, molecular function: monocarboxylic acid transmembrane transporter activity. NCBI's taxonomy places the organism in Eukaryota, Metazoa, Chordata, Actinopteri, Cypriniformes, Cyprinidae. The record is from RefSeq and is a predicted model, not a curated record. Gene Ontology annotation, biological process: monocarboxylic acid transport; transmembrane transport. The transcript is spliced from 5 exons.